CCAACUGGGCAGAGGGAUCCUCCUCCCAUCAUCACUGGUGGCUGGACAAAGUGUGUGCUCUGAUUCUGUCUGGGAGGAAUCACUGCCUACUCACAGGAGAAGAGCCAGGGAUGCUCGAAAAUUGCUGCAGUGUCCUUUUGCUUGCAGAGAGUUCAAAGUGCCACGAUGGAAGUGAAUUCUUACUGUGUCUAAGCUGUAUGGCUGAGAUGCUCUCUGGUGGUCCUCAAAGUCUGUUUCUCUUUCCCAUCAAACAGGCUUGCUUCAUGCAUCAUUCCAAAGAUAAUAUCUGCAAAUCACAGACUGAUCCCACUUUUUUUUCUUUGUCUCCCAAGAGCUUGGUGAUCUUCCAGAGCCAGCACAGCUGCAGAGAGGGUCAACUGUCUGCAGUGAUCCCUGAUGUUGUGCUAGACAGAAUGGGUGCCACAGGUUGAGUGCAAACAGCUCUGGCUCUGUGUAGAGCUAGCAAGGAGGAAUAAACACCUUCAAGGCUUGAGCUGCAGAUCGUCCACUGCAAUGAGAUGACUCCUUCCACUGAAGGUAGCUCAUCUCUCCUUCAGCAUAAAUGGAGAGCAGAUGCCUGCCCCAUGCUAGAUAUCUACAACACAACCAUCAUUAAAUGAAGCUGCCUUGAAGGAUCCAAAGCACCACAGGAGUAUUUAAUUGUGCCUGUGCAUCUUCAGUGGACUUGAUGAUCUCUGGAAGUCCCAUCCAUCCUCUGAUACUCUGUGAUUCUGUGAAUGGUUGGCCCAGCAUUCUCACUGCCUUUCACAUGUGUCCUGGAAUGGGUCUUGGCCUCUGUAGUUUUCUUAGGGGGACCUGGGACCCCUCAAACUAUGACACCGUGGCUGAUAUGAAGACCAUGAGCAAAGGAGGGGAAACCAAAUGGUCACUACUGUACCCAUGGUGAUUCCUGACCAGCCUAAGGUGUCUGCUUAAAGAUGUGAUGAAUUACAUGCUGGAGGUCUGUGUGAGAUCACUGGUGAUGAGUAACUCCACUGCAUCGAUCUUCCUCCCGACGGCAAGCAGCCAGGCGCAUGGGACUAACCACAGCGGGGCUGCGGGAAAGGCAGAGCCAUCCUAUGCUGUCCUCAAGUUCAUGGAGAGCUUCUGCCUCAUCAGCGCCGCCUGCGGGAUGGUAGGGAACGGCAUGGUGCUGUGGUACCUCGGCUUCCGCAUCCGCAGGAACCACUUCACCGUCUACAUCCUCAACCUGGCCGCCGCCGACUUCGGCUACCUGCUCUGCAUCGCCAUCGAGACGGUGCAGUACCUGAUGCAGUUCAACGUGGGGGUGCAGUUUGGGAUCUUCCUCUUCCUGGAUCUGUUCAUGUACGGGACGGGCUUGUACCUCCUGACAGCCAUCAGCAUCGAGAGGUGCCUCUCCGUCCUCUGUCCCAUCUGGUGCCGAAGCCACCGCCCUCGGUACUUGUCUGGCAUCAUCUCUGGCCUGCUCUGGAGCCUCUCCUUGCUGCUGAAUGCACUCGGGUAUAUGCUGUGCACUGUCCGCCCCUCUGCCAGGACCUGCCACCGUCUGCUCAUCAGCAUCGGGACCUUGGACUUCCUCUUCUGCACGCCCCUCAUGCUGCUCUUCAGCCUGACCCUCUUCCUUCGGGUCAAGUGCAGCUCCCAGCGCCUCCAAACGGGCAGGCUCUUCACUGUCAUCAUGCUCACUGUCCUCUUCUUCCUCAUUUUUGCAGUUCCUCUCAGCGUCCUGAUCCUCUUUGACUUCUUGGGCUACAAAUUUCUCUACUCCCCCGAGAUCGGCUUUGUGCUGUCCUGUGUCAACAGCAGUCUCAACCCUGUCAUUUACUUCCUAGUGGGGAGCUACAGGGACCGUAGAAUCAAGUUCAGGCUCAGGCUGGCAUUCCAGAGGGCCUUUGAAGAUUCAGCAGAUGACAAAGACGAGCGAGAAACCCGGGACACAAUGACCAUGUCCUCCCAGGACCCCACCCUGCCUAACACAGUGACACCAGUCCCGAGCUGAG
Pogoniulus pusillus (Red-fronted tinkerbird) is the source of this 1982-nucleotide messenger RNA. Its product is annotated as proto-oncogene Mas-like. The record is from RefSeq and is a predicted model, not a curated record. The transcript has 4 exons. Gene Ontology annotation, cellular component: membrane. Gene Ontology annotation, biological process: G protein-coupled receptor signaling pathway. Lineage: Eukaryota; Metazoa; Chordata; Aves; Piciformes; Lybiidae. Bases 944 to 1981 code for a protein of 345 amino acids. Gene Ontology annotation, molecular function: G protein-coupled receptor activity.